Ostrea edulis (European flat oyster) is the source of this 3470-nucleotide messenger RNA. RefSeq names its product multiple epidermal growth factor-like domains protein 10. The coding region runs from base 378 to 1721 and encodes 447 amino acids. The transcript has 12 exons. Gene Ontology annotation, molecular function: scavenger receptor activity. Lineage: Eukaryota; Metazoa; Mollusca; Bivalvia; Ostreida; Ostreidae. The record is from RefSeq and is a predicted model, not a curated record.
AUACUGACCUAGGGAUAUUAAUUACUUCGCAUGGAUUGGCCACUAAUCCAAAUAUAGUCUGUGCGUAGUAAUAUAAGUGUUGUGUGAAAUCUCAUGAUUUGUUAAAAUUAUGAAAAUUCUGGAUUCUUUCAGUGCAAUUUUACUUUUGGUUACCCUUUUGUAUAUAUCUGGGCCCGGGACAGCAAUAUAUCAAAAUAAUUUCCAAUUUGCCGCUGUACCGAUUCCUAAGGGAAACACCAAUCUCCUUACAAUACAGUGCAAAGGACUGAAGGACCUAAUCAAUUUUAGUGAAAACACCAGAAGCGUUUUCUCAAAUUAUGAUUUUCUGAAAAUUCUUCGCGACGAUGAUACAACAAUGGAUUUGUUGAAAUUAUCAGAUGGCUCGUUAUCAGGAUCCUGGUGGAAUAUUUUCCACUCAAAGUUUACAACUGGAAUGCAAGAAAGUGACUGCAAAAUCGCUGACAUUAUAUGACUUUUUUGACCCAGUGCGGACGAUUAGCUGUAAUUUUAAUGAGUUAGAUUGUAGUGGAGUACCCUUUGCUAGAGACCUUUGUGUUCCGUGUAAAUCGUACUGCCCUUCAAAUAUGACAUGUUUGGUUCUGACUGGAAAAUGUAAUUCUUUGUACACACUUAGGAAUGAGAGUGGCACAGAUGUUGAACGGGCAUUGCGUUGUCCAAAGGGAUAUAGAGGAGAAAACUGCAGUGACGUAUGUGACCUGGGAUUCUAUGGAAAGCUAUGCGACUCUCGGUGUAGUAGUCACUGUUUACAAGGCGAUUGCCAUCACGUGAAUGGCACGUGCUUAAAGGGUUGUAACUCUGGCUGGAAAGGAGAUAAAUGCGACUCACCUGACUGUCCCAAAGGUCAGUACGGGGAGGGUUGUACUGGAGUCUGCAGUCCUAACUGUGAAUAUCGUUGUUCCUCCAAAGACGGUGUGUGUUAUUGUAGCAGAGGAUGGCAGAGCAUCAAAUACCGAGGAGUUCUUUGUAACAAACCGUGUAAGCCAGGGACGCAUGGCAGCGGAUGUACAGAAACCUGUGGAAAAUGUCGUCAGGGAACCACCUGUUUCCCUAACAACGGGUCAUGCCCAGACGGCUGUGAUAAACCUGGAUACUAUUUUAGAAAAUACUCAGAGUGUACUUGGGAAUUAGAAUCGAGAUUUUUAAGCAAAUGCAGACGUAGUUAUGGGAUUAAUUGCGAGAAGAACUGUAGCGAUUCCUGCCUGAACAGAAGGUGUAGGAACACUGACGGAAUGUGUCUGAGAUGUCCCCCUGGAUACCAAGGCUUCAACUGUACAUCAGAGUGUAGUAUUGGGACAUUUGGAGACAACUGCAACAGUAAAUGUCAUUGUGAGGGUGGAAGCGCCUGUAACCAUAUAACUGGAAAAUGCCCUGGCAAAUGUGACCCCAGAUUUCAUGGUGAAAGUUGUGAUCGUAAAGUGUGUGAACCUGGUUUGUAUGGAAGGAAUUGUGACAAGUGGUGCUUUUGCAAAAAGGGGGAGUCAUGUGACUGGGAAACCGGAAGAUGUAAAGGCGCAUGUCAAAAAGGGUGGCGGUAUUCAUCAUGUGAUAUAAGAGAUGAGUGUUACUAUCCAGAAUAUGAUCGCGUUUCGCCCACAUGGGAUCCAAAAAGCAUCGGGAUCGGCAUUGCCCUAGGAUUUGUUGCAACGUUUUUUGUCGCUUGUUGUGGUGGGAUCUAUUCCAAGACGUUCAAAGGCGUUUAAGUAGAUAAAGAUGUAUUUAGGGGUAUUUAAAACUGAUGUGCAAAUUUUGUUUUGAUCUAUUCAUUUUAUUUUAUCUUUUUGCAAAUUAAAUAGCAUCUUUUUUAUACUCCCGUGAAAGUUUAUUCAUAUCGACUCUCCAAACGUAGUUCAAACCAUGAUGAAAAUACAGCUACCUUCACCAUACAAUCUCCAGUACACUCGGUGAGGAAUCAAUCGCCAUCCUUAUUUGUACUAGGAGAUAAUGGUAUAAUUCUUUAUAUGUAGGAAGUUAUCGAUGUAGGCGUGUACAUUUUGCGCGUAUCUAUGGUCAUCCUUUUUGUCCACGUUUCAUUUGCUAGAAUCUUUUCUUUUUGGCUUCAGUGUGACUAUUGAUAGUACAAAAUUGAAUUGGAAUUUUUCUUCUCUUCUGUCGCCAAACACUUUGGUGCAUACUGAAAACCUUUAAUAUCCAAACAUUACUACAGACAAAAUUGGCAAAUACAUGUACAUGUAUAUGAAAAUUCAAGUAUGUGGAAAAAUUAUUCCAUGCUUAUAUAUGUGCAGUGAAGUUUCACUUUCUUCAAGACUUGUAACAUGUUAGUAUGCCGAUUAGGCGGAUCAACGAAAAGGGCUAUGACGUUUUGAUCGUACCGCGUUUAUAUAUAUAUAUAUAUAUAUAUAUACAUGUAUAUAUAUAUAUAUAUAUAUAUAUAUAUAUAUAUAUAUAUAUAAACGUAAGGCUGGGUGUUAUAAUUGUUUGUUUGUGCUUUAUAUUAAAUAUUCUAUACAAUUGCAUCGAGAGAUCCACUCUCCUUAUAAAAUAUCUUAAACACUGAAUGACACAGCGACUGUGUGAGAUUGCAUCAGUGUGUAUAAGUAGCGCUUUAGGAGCAUAACAAAACUUCCUUUUUUAGGGAAUUCGUUGUGGCCGAGUGGACUUACGCACUGGUUUGACAAUCUUGCUAGGCGGUGGGUGCCGUACGUCGCUGGUUCGACCCCGGGGCUGGGGCGAAAAUUUUCAGUACUUAGUUGUGAUUAUUUAGUGCUUUAUAUAUAUAUAUAUAUAUAUAUAUAUAUAUAUAUAUAUCAUAGUGUUGUGUACAAUAUGUGGUUUUGAUCAGUUGGCCAUAUAUAUUUUGCUUUGAAUGAAGUUGAUAUGAAUGCAUAUCAGUAGUUUCUGUAAGUACUUAUAAUGUGUUUGUAAUGAUUAAUAGAUUAUAAAAGCAAUUGUCAAAAUAUCGUAUGUAAUUGAAUAUUAGAUGAAUAUAUGUUAGUGGCAUUAAAAAAAGAUUAGGUUUAUUUCCUAAGCAAUUAGCUAGUUACUAGUCAAUUACUCAAAUCUAUUAUGAUCUGAAUUGUUCUCUCUCCUAAAUAUAUGGAGUACCGGAGCUUGUUCGAGCUUCUUUGUUCGAGGUAGUGAAAUGGGCAUCUUAUAAUGCCUAUAUGAGUUAUAUGUAGCCAUCACAUGCUGACAGCCGUAUAUGCAUGCUUCAAGUGUGUUUCAUACGAAUGAAUGGAUGUGAUAUUGCUUGACUGGUGCGAUCAAUCUUAACACUCUAUUUCGCCCACAUUAUUCGUUUGAAUCAAAUGCUACAUGUAUUCCAGUGACCGUGUUACCUUCGUGUUUGUUGAACAAACAUUCUUUUGAUAGGUACUGCAUGGUUUUAAAAUUAUUUACAUAUCUAUUUCCCGUUUUAAUGUAUGAUUUUUAACUGUUUUCGGAUUGUAUGUACAUGUGUAGAUUGUUUUGAAUAAAUUUAUAUAUUUUAA